Molecule: messenger RNA, 765 nt
Organism: Dibothriocephalus latus
Lineage: Eukaryota; Metazoa; Platyhelminthes; Cestoda; Diphyllobothriidea; Diphyllobothriidae
Source: the annotation of a GenBank genome assembly
AUGGCCAUGACCAACCGGACUAAUCAUAUUAUGCAGGAAAAUGCAAAAAAGAAGCUCGGCGGAACAACAGAUUGUAUAGAAAAGUUACGGUUGCAGUGUCUUUCAAGAGGUGGAUCAGGAAUAAUGGGAUUAGCUCGGCAAUUUAAAAUAAUGGAUGACGAUGGCAAUAGGUCACUUGAUUUCAAGGAAUUUAUGAAAGGCUGCGGAGACUUUGGACUUCAGAUAAGCAAAGACGAAUGCCAAGAAAUUUUUAACGCCAUCGAUAAAGACCAAAGUAGAACUCUCGACUUUGACGAAUUCCUCCAGGCCCUCAGGCCUCCCCUAUCAAAUGCCAGAAUUAAUCUAAUAAACCAGGCUUUCAUAAAAAUGGAUAGAACAAAAGACGGCGUAAUAACGGCAGAAGAUCUUAAAGGAGUUUACAAUGUCUCCAAGCAUCCCAAAUAUUUAAAUGGCGAAUGGACAGAGGACCAAGUUUUCGCCGAAUAUCUAAAGACUUUCGAAGUUGGGGGAGAAGUUGAUGCAACAGUAAGUUCUCUAUGGCCGCAUAUCGCUCUGUCUUUUCAAAAAGGGUCAAUGCUCCGCCCACCCUUUUGGGAAAUGCUCUUCUUUACGUAUUUGGAUGCUAGAACUAACAAAAGGAUAUUAAUUUUUACAAAAACACAGGUUACAAAGGAAGAAUUCCUUAACUACUAUUCCGGCCUCAGUGCAUCCAUCGAUAGUGAUGUCUACUUUGAUUUGAUGAUGCGGAACGCUUUCAAGCUGUAG